AUGUUUUCCUUCAAAUCUAUCGUCCUCAUUGCCGCAGCUUUCGCCAUAGAAGCAGAAUGCAGUGCAUCAGUAGCUGCAGCCUUGAUUGCACCAGCGCAUGUGGGAUACGCUCAUGCUGUACCACAGAAUAUUCCACCAUACGCAUCACAGGUUAAUGUAGAAACUAGAAGUGCCCUCGUUGCUGCGCCUCCAGUAGCUGCAUAUACUGCCCCUCUGGCAGCACCUUUUACUGCUAGAUUUGCACCUGUUCCUGCCGCUUAUUCUGCUGCAUCAUAUAUCGCUUCCGCCCCAGUCCUUCCAGCGGCAUACGCUGCCUCUACUUACGCUGUUCCUGCACCUUUCGCUCCUCACGCUGCCUACGCUGCAGCUUAUCCUUAUGCUGCAUCUUACCCUCUACUCCGUGCUCCUUAUGGCGUUGCGCCGGCGUUUGUCCGA
This is a messenger RNA of Brenthis ino (lesser marbled fritillary), 435 nucleotides long. The record is from the annotation of a GenBank genome assembly. Lineage: Eukaryota; Metazoa; Arthropoda; Insecta; Lepidoptera; Nymphalidae.